UUGAGUUUUAUGAUUAGUUUCCUUAUCAUUGUGGCCUUGUCAAUGAGUUAUCAAUCCAUAUCUCCAUCUAUACAUUUCAAACAACAGCUUUUCCAGUGUAGCCCAGAAUAUCGUACAUAGCUUGUAUCGUACUCAAUAACUGCCAAAGGGGCAUUGACUCAAUUACUAGUACUUAGACCCCCCUGCCAAACAAACCCUGACAAGAUGGCGCCUUGGCGUCAAAUGUGGAAAAAGUUCACGUCUAAUGACUCAAAAAACACGAAGGAAAACCAGUUCGGGUCUUCGAUUAUCCGAGACAGGGAUCCAGAGGAGCUAUGGGAGACACAUGCGAAGUUGGGAGAUGGAGCCUUUGCAGUCGUGUACAAAGCACAGAACAAAGCAAACAAAAGCAAAUACGCUGCGCUGAAAUUGGUGGAAGACAUGAAGUCCAUUGAGGAAACUGAGAUGAUGUUAGUGAUGUUGGAGAUUGAUAUUCUGACGAAGUGCAAGCACGAGUUUGUGUUGGGAUUGGAGGAGGCUUAUCUGCAUCAGGACAAACUGUACAUGUAUCUGGAACUGUGUGACGGAGGGGGAUUGGACUCGAUCAUGCAGGAGCUGCAGAAGGGUCUGACGGAGCCUCAGAUCCGCGUCGUGGCUUACCAGACGUGCAGUGCCCUACAAUACCUCCACAGAAUGUUAGUAGUACAUAGAGACAUCAAAGCCGCCAACAUUCUCCUCACUUCAAAGGGCACUAUACGACUGGCCGAUUUUGGAGUGUCAGCCAUGAACAACUCGGCUGAACAGAAGCGACACACUUUCAUUGGAACUCCAUAUUGGACUGCACCGGAAGUGUUUGAGUGUGCGGACUUCCCCCAAAACGAAUACGACUACAAGGCAGACAUCUGGUCAUUCGGCAUCACCCUCAUCGAGCUGGCCGAGAUAGAACCCCCACAUCACACCACCCGUCCGGAGCGUCUCUUUCCCAAAGUAGUCAAAGGACCCCCUCCUCAACUAAACAGAGCCUCUGGAGUCAUCUGGAAAUGUGAGUUCCACGAUAUCCUAACGAAGUGCCUUCAAAAGGAUCCUCAGAGUCGCAGCACGGCGGCCGAGUUGCUGGGUCAUCCUUUCUUGUGCGACGCCACAGACGUUAAACCGUUGAUGGAACUUCUGGCCGAGUUCAAAGCGGAAAUAAUAGACGAGGACGACAACAGUUCGGAAGGACAUCAAGAUGAAGAAGAGAAUUCAGCUUUGAACGAUACUCAGGCGUCAGAAACAUUAUCCAAAAUGGACAUGGGAGAAUCAUUUGAUGAGACACCUGAACAAAUACUGAUCAAAAUGCCAGAUGAUGAAACUUCUGUUGUGCAUCCUGAGUCAAAAAUAAACCAAGAGGACAAUGAGUCUAACUUAGUUCCGAACGGGCAUCCAGUUCCAGAUGUUCUAACGGCUGUCGGAGAGUCUGAAAAAAGAGGCUCUGAACUGAUUCAACGAAGUGAACAAACUGAAAAUGUGAAGACCGAAGAACUGAAAGCGGAGGAACCAAAACCAGAAGGGUCAUUUGAAGAUACGAAAGAAAAAGAUAAUGACACAGAGAACAACGAUAAGUCAGCGACAGCUGAAGAGAGUGGUAAAGAGGAGUUCUCAAUAGAUGAAUUGCCUUCUCCAAUUUUACCAGCACUUCCCGUUGAGCCGACAAAGCGAGAGUCAGAGGUUGCGGCAAAAGAGGGUGGUGAAGUUACAAUGACUGUUACUAACGAGGAAUCAUCGGAAAUAGGAGAAAUUGCCAGGAGCAAUGAACAUGAAUCCCAUGAACAUGAAAACAUUUCGAGCAUUAUUCCAAAGUCAUCUCCGGAACUAUCUCAGGAAAAUGACAGUAAGACCAAGUCUUCCGAAGAAAAAGAGAAGUCUGAUGAAAGCUUAGCACCUGAAAUUGAAAAUAACAAUAGCCGUGAAGCGAAAGCGAGAGCGAAUGAACUGAAAUUGGAACUGGGUUCAGAGUUGAGUGGUUUGACAGUUCCUGCUGCGACUACUAGAAUCAUGAAGUUGAAAGGUGACGAUGAUGAGACACCAACAACACCUGGAGGUACUAAAUCACUUGACGAGGAGAAACGUGAACGAGUGAAAAGUUACAAGAGUAUUAGGAGGACGAGGAGGUUUGUGAUUGACGGCCAAGUUGUGACGUCGACUCAAAAGCGAGUGGUGACGGUAGAUGGUAAAAAGGAUCUGGCGUUUGAGAAGCUGCAGAAACGCAAAGAGGCUAUUAGGCAGGUACAGAAAUUCCAGAGGAAAGAAAAAGUGCUUUUUGAGAAAUCGGGAGCGGAAAUCGAGGCUAAGCAGGCCGAGUUUGAAAACAAAAAGGUUCACGAGGAGGUAACAGAAAACAAAAACUUCGAAAGUGAGCGAGAAAAAAUGAAGAAAAACUAUCAAAAUGCUUUAACUAAGUUAGUACAGAAGAACGAAAAUGAGUUUCAAAGUGAGAAACGGAAGUUUAAGCAAGAAAUGGAUCAAAGUUUGAAGAAGUUCAAAAGUAGGAUGAAAGAUUCAUCCAAGAAUUUGAUCAAAAUUGAAGAAUCAAGAUUAACAAGAGAUGAAGAAAAUUCGGAUAAGAGAAAAGAGUUGCUGAAGCAAUUCAAAGUGAAUCUUGAGAAAGAAAACGCGGAAAAAGAACGGCAACAUUCUCAGUCCUUGGAGAAUAAAUUUAAUGAGAAAAUGAAAGAAAUGAAGUUAAAUCACAAUGAAGAGUGCCUGAAUUUAGAAAUGCAUUUUCUAAGUGAGAAACAAUCUUUGGCUAAAAGAUGGAACAAAGCGAUUGAUGAUCUUAAAGAGUAUAGUAUACAAGAAAAAGCUCAGCUGUUAAAACAGGCGAACAGAGAAAGAUUUGAUUUAGUUCGAAAACUGAACUUGGAAAAAUAUGACAGACAGCUACUUGAUAUGACCGCUGCUCAUGAAAAAGAAAUGGAGGAUCUCAAAGCUGCCCACUUAAACGACAGUAAAAUGUUGCCUAAAGAGCUGGAAAAGGAAAAUAAGUCGAGACUGAUGAUGCACCGUCGGCAAAUUGAAAUAAUGCUGGAGAAAAAAGAGAUCACAGAAUCGGAGGUCAAACAAAGAACGGUUGAGUUUAAGAAAAAUGACCAGAAAAGGAAGGCAGUGUUGAUGAAGAAACGUGAACAGAAACGAAAAGAGGAAAUUGUAAUAAUGAAGGAAAGACAAGAAAACGAAGUGGUAGAACUGAUGUCAUUUCAGAACGAACAGAAAGCGCGUUUAGACGAAACGGAGAAAAAGAAAGAAGAAAAAACGGAUCAAGAGUUCAGAAAAGAGUUGGAAAAAUUCAGAGAAGAGCGAAAAGUGAGAGAGAAACAACUUGAAAUUGAUUUUCUGAAGGAUGUCGAAAGUCUGAAAAAGAAUUACGAGCUAGACAAUGAUAAUGUUGAUCAUCAAAUGAAAGUUGGUUUCGACGCAGAUGGUUCGGGCUCUUGGAGUCCGACAACAGGCGCGAGACGAAACUUCUCCCAGUCGUCUUCAAGUGUCCCGAAAUCCCCCUUAAGGAUCCAAAAAUUGAGUGCUAGUCUAGAAUUAUCGGGAGGUAGUGGUAGUGGUGACCGAAGCAACUUUGAAAAGUCUAAUUCCAAUUCAGAAGGAUUUGAUAUUGGGUAGAUUGUGUUGUACGCAUUGCAUAUAGGUGAGCAAAAUUGUCCUGCAAUUUUUUUAACAGUAAAACAUCCAAUUAAAAAUUGGUGAUCGGCCAACAAGCCUGACAAUCAAACCGAAAAUAGAAUUACCAUUCCAACAAGCCGAAAAUUAGUAUAGUUACGCAACAGAACAACAGAUUGUCACUGUUGUGAAGCAAUUAUUAGGUAAUUCUGAUUUAAUUUCGGCUUCAAGAUAUGGCGGUUUGUCGAGCAUUCGCUUAAAAAUUAAUCUGUUGACAGGUUUGCUCAUUACGUGUAUUGAUUUUAUUCAAUGUCUAUGUAAAAUUUAUAAGCUGACCUUGAAAAAAUUAUAAUCCAAAUGUGGAUUUCAAUGGUCUGAAUAUAGCGGUUAAUUUGGGCAGUUGCAGCUAACUUCCAUAUAAUCAUCGACCAUAGUUUUUGGCUGUAUAAUAUCGUCUCUUACUGCGCGGCAUCGCCUUUGUAGAUUAUUCAUUUUGUGUUGGUAGGCACUCGGUGCCACCUUAGAUUGAUAAAUGUAAAGGCUGGAUAAAUUGAUUUAUUCUGAUUUGUCCAACAAACCACCAAUCACAUUGUGUCCUAAAUGCUCUCCCGUGCUACAGAUCCCCAGUCUAAAUUGUAGAUAUAGUUAAUAUUAUUCUUUAAAAGUAGUUUAAUUGAGUUUAUCUCUGAAUAAACUGAGAAGAAUAUCCUAUUUUCACUGAUUCUAUUUUAUACAUCCUGUCCUGAUUUCUGUUUAUAAAGCACCUUAAUGAGCACUUUGCUGCUGCUUAAACUUAACUGUGUACCUCAAUUGAUUGAGUCAAAUCUACUCUUGAAUAUUUUCGUUGAUAAAUUAAUUUUCUAUUCAC
Molecule: messenger RNA, 4495 nt
Organism: Symsagittifera roscoffensis
Lineage: Eukaryota; Metazoa; Xenacoelomorpha; Acoela; Convolutidae
Product: serine/threonine-protein kinase 10-like
Exons: 5
Coding region: 205-3630 (1141 amino acids)
Biological process (GO): protein phosphorylation
Molecular function (GO): protein kinase activity; ATP binding
Source: RefSeq, a predicted model, not a curated record